Molecule: messenger RNA, 2400 nt
Organism: Cuscuta campestris
Lineage: Eukaryota; Viridiplantae; Streptophyta; Magnoliopsida; Solanales; Convolvulaceae
Source: the annotation of a GenBank genome assembly
AUUCGUCGGGCCAUAUCCGUAUUUUUAUUGGUUAACCUUGGCGCCUUCGAACUGUGGGUCGCUGGACAAGAAGACCCAGAUCUUUUUUCCCCUUCAACGUAUUAAUUCCAGGUGAUGCUUGUAUAGCAUUGACAGGUAGAAGGUUCUAAUGGCAGACAACCAAGAAAACAGCGCAUUAUUUCCGAUUUUCAUAUUGUCAGUGAUCUGUCUGCCUUUAGUCCCUUACACCGUGCUGAAAAUUUUUCGUGCUUCUACGAAGAGUAAAAGUAGAAUCCACUGCGAGUGUUCGGUGUGCAGACGAUCUGGAAAAUACCGCAAAACAAAUUCUCAGAAGAUAUCAAGCUUCUUAAGCUGCAGUAACUUGACCAUUGUUUUGCUUUGGUUGGUAGUUGGCCUACUUGCUUAUUCUAUUAAGCAAACCGGACGCGAGAUUCAAGUGUUUGAGCCAUUUAGCAUUCUUGGACUGGAACCUGGAGCUUCAGACUUAGCAAUAAAGAAAGCCUAUAGGAGGCUUUCUAUUCAGUACCAUCCUGACAAAAAUCCUGAUCCUGGUGCAAAUAAGUAUUUUGUGGAAUAUAUAUCCAAGGCCUAUCAGGCUCUGACAGAUCCAAUUUCCCGUGAAAAUUUUGAAAAAUACGGGCAUCCAGAUGGUAGACAGGGUUUUCAAAUUGGAAUAGCUCUUCCGGAGUUUCUACUUGCUGGUGCAUCCGGUGGAGUACUGUUAAUAUGGAUUCUCGGUGGGCUUAUUCUGUUGCCACUGAUCGUUGGUGUCAUAUAUCUGUCAAGAUCGUCAAAAUAUUCUGGAAAUGUCAGACAUGAAACUGUGUCUGCCUAUUUUAAAUUAAUGAAGCCAUCACUUGCUCCAAGUAAAGUAGUGGAAGUAUUCAUUAAAGCUGCUGAAUAUAUGGAGAUUCCAGUUCGGAAACAAGAUGAUGAACCCCUUCAGAAGCUUUUCUCAAUUUUAAAAGGAGAGCUGAACUUGGAGGGAAAGAAUUCCAAACAGGAGCAAGCAAAAUAUUGGAAGCAACAUCCUUCACUGAUUAAGACAGAGUUGUUGAUUCAUGCACAUUUAACACGUAAAACGGAGACUUUAUCCCCAGAUUUGCAAAAGGACUACAAACACGUGCUACAAUUGGCCCCUCGUCUUUUGGAAGAGCUAUUUGUGAUGGCUGCUCUACCACGCACUCCUAAGGGACACGGAUGGCUGAGGCCUGCAGUAGGAGUGAUUGAACUUUCCCAAUGUAUUGUUCAGGCUGUUCCUCUUAGUGCAAGGAAGGCGGUUCGAGGAUGGUCUGGCGGUGAAGGUGCUGCUUCAUUUCUGCAGCUUCCACAUUUCAAUGGUGCAGCUAUUGAAAAGAUAGUUCAAAAAGCUUGGACCUUGCAGGAUCUCCAAGACAUGACCUCUCAAGAACGCUCCAAGCUGCUCAUGGAAACGGCUGGUUUCUCCUCUCAUGAAGCGCAAGACAUUGAAAAGGUUCUGGAAUUGAUGCCACGUGUCACAGCUGAAGUCAGUUGCCAGACCGAAGGGGAGGAGGGAAUACAAGAGGGAGACAUCGUCACAGUCCAGGCGUGGGUGACAGUAAAACGCACCAAUGGGUUGAUUGCCUCUCUCCCCCAUUGCCCAUUUUACCCCUUCCCCAAGGAAGAAAACUUCUGGUUUUUACUUGCAGACACAGAUUCAAACAACCUCUGGUUCUCCCAAAAGGUCACCUUUAUGGAUGAAGCCGCAGCGGUAACUUCUGCUUCGAAAGUGAUAGAGGCUAGACUGGAAGCUUUAGGGAAGGACACGGAGCAAGUCAAUGCCACGGUCAAAGAAGCCGCGGAACGUGUCAGGGGUGGGUCCCGGCUGGUGACUGGGAAGAUCAGAGCUCCUGCAGAAGGAAACUACAACCUGACUGGUUAUUUGUUGUGUGAUGCGUGGGUGGGAUGUGACAAGACGGUAAGCGUGAAAGUCAAAGUGCUGAAAAGGAACAGAGGUGGGUCCCGCGGGGGUCGCAAUGUGGGGAGUGAGAAUCAAGAGAAUGUUCUAGAAGACGUUGAGGAAGAAGAGGAUGAUGAUGAUGAUGAGGUUAAAAGCGAGUACAGCGAAGACGAUGAUGAAGAGGAGGAAGAGAAGCAAGUUAUUAUUAAAGGUAAAAAGGGCAAAACCUUUGGGAGAAAGAACCAUUUUUAGGGAAUCUUCUUUCUUUCCUUUCUUUUUUCUUUAUAUUUAAAAAAAGGUAAUUUUUCUGUACUUUACAGUUUAGACUAUAGAAGAUGAUGAGCUUAUAAACAUCUUACUUUAGCACAUUAAUGAUGCUCGUAAAAUGCAGCCGUGGUUACAAGAGAGGAAAGCUGGUAAUGAACAAAAAACAUAACGUAAUCUUACAUAUUUGGUGGGAAGAAAUAAAGCCUAAUGGG